Prunus mume (Japanese apricot) is the source of this 1489-nucleotide messenger RNA. RefSeq names its product OSBP(oxysterol binding protein)-related protein 4C (gene ORP4C). Gene Ontology annotation, molecular function: sterol binding. NCBI's taxonomy places the organism in Eukaryota, Viridiplantae, Streptophyta, Magnoliopsida, Rosales, Rosaceae. The record is from RefSeq and is a predicted model, not a curated record. Gene Ontology annotation, cellular component: cytosol; membrane.
CGCCUAUAAAAACGCCUUUAUUUUUCCCUGUGACAGUCCAUCUCAGUUUCCGCCACUUCCUCUAUUUCUCUUCAUUACAUCCUCUUUUACAAAACAAAACCAGCACCUCUCUCUCUCUCUCUCUCUCCCCACACCAUCUCUGCCUCUGCAAAAUCUAAUAUGGUCACGACGGAUGAGGAGGAGAAGACCGGAGUUAUUUUUCUGACAAAGCCGUUGUCAUUAGAUGGGGAUUCGGAGGUUGAUUAUAGAGCUCCUAAUCUAAUUAAGCGCGUCCUAAGUCUGUUUAAAAAUGUACGGCCAGGAUCAGAUCUCUCUCGCUUUCAGCUGUCACCUCUUUUUAACUUGCCAAAGUCACACCUCCAGUGUUUCGGUGAAUCGGUGUAUUGCAUUGGUAAUGAUCUGUUAGGGAGGUGCAACAAAGGGGAAAGUCCCCAAGAAAGGUUCACAGCCGUCUUAUCAUGGAGCAUUUCUAUUUUGCGUCCUAUGAUCUUCGGAAUUGCUCCUUACAACCCCAUUCUUGGAGAAACUCAUCAUGUUUCAAGGGGGAAUCUCAAUGUUCUACUUGAGCAGGUUUCACAUCACCCACCAGUUACUGCCCUUCAUGGAACUGAUGAAAAAGAAAACCUUGAAAUGAUAUGGUGUCAACAUCCUACUCCCCAAUUCUAUGGUACUUCAGUGGAAACUGAGGUGCAUGGAAAAAGGCAACUGAAGCUCCUGAAUCACGGAGAAACAUAUGAAAUGAACUCGCCGAAACUCUUGAUCAAAUUCUUGCCAAUACCUUGGGUUGAUUGGGUUGGUGAAAACAGAAUCCGGUGUCAUGAGACUGGCCUUGAAGCUGAGUUAUAUUAUGGAAGCAGCUCAUUUUUUGGGCUUAGGGGAAAUCCUAGAACAGUUAAGGGAAAGAUCUUUGACUCAACGUCGUUCGAGCUUCUUUAUGAGAUAGAUGGUCAGUGGGAUAGAACUGUCAAAAUGAAGGACGUCAGUAGCGGGAAAGAAACAGUUAUAUACAAUGCGAAAGAAGCCAUUUCAGGACUGAAAGCUCCAAUGGUAACGGAUCAGAAGGGAGUGUGGCCAAGUGAAUCAGCUUUAAUUUGGGGCAUUCUGAGCCAAGCCAUUCUUGGGAAAGACUGGAGCAAAGCAAGGGAAGCAAAGAAAGCUGUUGAGGAAAAACAGAGGGAGCUCUUGAGAGAAAGAGAAUCAAGAGGGGAAACUUGGGUUCCUAACCAUUUUACUGUGACACAUAGCAAAGAAGGUGGGUGGGAUUGCUCACCUAUUCAAAAGUGGGUCCCUCCAGCUCCUUUAUCUGUACCCUUAUAAUUAAUUUGCAUCUAUAACUCUGCCUCUCCAAAUUUAUAUAUGUUUUGGGUUAUAUGAUGUUGCUGCAACUCUUUAUGUUAGUAGCUAGACCAACCUACCAGUAAUGGUUAAAUGUUCUUGUGUCUUGGUUGAGAAUUCAGAGUUUCCAAAUACAAGUAGAUGAAGAAAUCCA